Tribolium castaneum (red flour beetle) is the source of this 6807-nucleotide messenger RNA. RefSeq lists its product as uncharacterized. Gene Ontology annotation, biological process: adenylate cyclase-activating G protein-coupled receptor signaling pathway. Gene Ontology annotation, cellular component: membrane. Gene Ontology annotation, molecular function: calcium ion binding; G protein-coupled receptor activity. Lineage: Eukaryota; Metazoa; Arthropoda; Insecta; Coleoptera; Tenebrionidae. The transcript is spliced from 21 exons. The record is from RefSeq and is a predicted model, not a curated record. The coding region runs from base 214 to 4419 and encodes 1401 amino acids.
GCCCUAUUCGCAAUACGACGCGAAACGCCGUUACGCACGGUUCAAGGCAAACUUACUGCAAACGCGGACGAACGAGAAAAUAAUACGAACUAUUUUUCAAAUUUAAUCCAAUUUUUGUGAAUCUCGAUGUUGUAAAGUGUGUUUUUGGAACUAGGUUUAAGUGUGAGGGGACAUGUGCUAGAGUGAGGGCGAUUUUAGGCACACACUUGCCCGAUGCUCUUCCUCCUGCCGCUGCUCCUCGCCGCCGCCGCCGGUGGCCGCCCCCGGUGCGGGGGCCUGCUCACCGCCGCCCGGGGCAUCCUCCAAACCCCCUCAUUCCCGUCGGAAUUCCCCGUCCCCAUCCACUGCGAAUGGGUGAUCGAUGCCCAAAAUUUCGCCUCCCCCAACACCUCCAUCGUGGUUUACCUCACCCAGCUGUACGUCCACGAGGGUUUGACCUUCACCGAGUACCAGGUGUACGACCGCACUUACCAGCUCGACGGUCGGGAGAUCCACCGCGUCAACGAGACCAACGUGGUGCAGGUGCGAUGGGUGCAGUCGUUCCAGAAUUUUUUGGUCGUGACCUUGAAGCUGGAUAGUGUGGAUAGCGCCCAUCUGAGGGUGCUUGAUGGGUUUCUGGACGUGUAUGGGUUUAAUAUCACGUAUGAAAUAGCGCGAGGGCCGGCCAGAGUGGACUCGUGCACUAUUAUGGAUUGCGGUUUUACGGGGAUUUGCUACGACCAUUACACAAAAUUCAGCUGCGAGUGUUUUCCCGGCUACAGUGGCCCUCAUUGUUCUUCCGGUCCCAACUCUUUCUGUGCGAACGCAAACCCAACGUGCAAAAACGGAGGCACUUGCAUCCAUGUGGGAGUUUCCGCUGUGAAAUGCCACUGCCAGAUGGGCUUCACUGGCGAGACAUGCCAAAUUCCCGUCACCACACUGAAGCCCGGAUGUGACAACUGCGUCCAGAGCUGUCCGUUCGAUGGGAGGCUGGAGAAUGCCUGCAAGUGUCCGAUGAUGAACGGAACUAAUGAUCGGGUCGGAUUCACCAGCACCAUGCAUUUGGCCAAUCUGCCCAAUCUGAGCGGAAACGCCCUCAAAACGUUCAUCGAAAACCAGGUAUUCAGGACGCUCAAGACCAACUACUCGAAACUGGACGACGUUUCGGUGCAAAAUGUCGCGUUUUUCAGGUCAGGUGCAGAUGUAACUUUCCAUUUGUUCGCGCUGAAAAAGGACGAGAAACGCAUCAGGGCAGUUUUCAGCAGAUGGGCUGAUAGGGGUUACAUCGCCAACUUGACAGUCACAGACAAGGAGUUUGUCUUCAAGCCGAUGCUCGAUUUACAGAGCGUGUCAAUCAAUCAAAUCGGGCCGAUCCGUCAAAACGACGAGUUUAUCCUUUCGUGUGUGGCGAGGGGUUCGCCCACGACGUCCUUCAGAUGGUUCAAGGACGGCGUGUUUGUCAAUGUGACGGAAAUUACAAGUCACAAAUGGAACCGUCUCAUAAAAUAUCCCCAUUCGGAUGAUCAAUACACGGCCCUGUUAGGAAUCUCAAGGAGCGAUAUUUUAGACAGCGGCACCUUCACUUGCCAAGUUGAGGAUUACGGAAUUCAACAAUGCCUUUCGAGAAGAGUCGCCAUCAAAGCACCGCCGGUUAUUAAAGUCGAACCUAUGAGUCUCACCGUACGGAAAGGCCAAAAUUUAACUAUUAAGUGCAUUAGCAUGGGCGACAGCAACAACAAAUACACUUAUAGCUGGACCAAAAACAAAGAACUGAUUCCUGUCAGGAGCGAGACGGAGAAGUACGAGAUUUUGUAUCCUGGAGGAAGCAUCUUGCAAAUAUUCAAAAUCGAAAAAUCGGUGAAAUUCUCCUGCCUGGUGCAAGACGGUCCAAUUUCGAGCGAAACCAGCGUCGAUAUCCACGUGGUGGACCCGUCCUCGGUGCCCACGUGCCCCCCGGAGUAUUCCUUGAACGUUACAUGGCCGGAAACGGCCCCCGACACCGAUAGUCUCCAGGAGUGUCCCAAAGGCUACGCAUUUCCGGGAUUCGUCCGGCGUUCGUGCACUCUAAACGAUGGCUUACGUCCCAUCUGGCGUCAGCCGGAUUACUCCCAAUGCACUCCCGAGCAAUUAUACAAAAUAGGGUUGGACCUGAGAUUAUUGCAACUGGGCUACGAAACAGCAACGCCGCUCCAGAUCAUCCAAAACUGCUCCAGAUACCUAGGGGAGAGGCAAGGGCUGUUGCCGGGGGAGGGCACCGGGGUUUUGGCAAUUUUGAGGGACGUGAUUGGUUAUUGUAAAAGGGCAAGGGUUGUGACGGGCGAUUUGGUCAAGGAGGUGUUCGAGAUUGUGGAUGGGGUGUUGAGGCACCAGAAUUCGCUCGUCAGCCAAGAGCAAGUGAAGCUCCUGCAAGAAGUCGUCAGUCACCAAAUCGAGAUCUCUGCACCUCUCCUCUCGCCCUCGCAGCCCCUUUUCCACUUAGCCCUUCCAACCCUUGACGUUAAUUUAAUGUCCGGAGAUCAAAAAGAAUUACCAUUUCUCUCCGCCAACCUCAGUGGCCACAAAUGGACCCCACACAAGACUCGAAUUUCAUCCAAAGACCCGAAACACGGCCAAUGCGUGAUUGGAGUGGUCAUUUACCGCAAUUUGAGCGCUUUUUUACCAACACGGUCCGUAAUCCGAGUAAAAGACGGAGCCGAAGUGGAAUACGAGGUGAUAUCUCAAGUCGUUCGCUUAUGGAUCCUGUCACGGGAUAAAAAUUACGAUUAUAAUCCUCACAUUAUCCUCGAGUGGAAACAGGGAAAUCACAACGCGACCAAAGACGGAUGGUUUCUUAAAUGUGCAAUGGCGGAGACUGCAAUGUACGCCUAUGCUUGGAACACCACUGUCUGUACCACGAAAAUUCUCGGUUUUAAUUUAACACGCUGUAUAUGCCCGAAGGUGGGGACCUUCGCCCUCUUGCUCACAGCAAACAAUAUUCAGAUCGAAAAAGAAGAGCCACGACCCUUGCGAUACAUUGUUCUAGCCGGUUGCUCCCUUUGUUUCUUAUCAGCACUGAUAAGUACAAUUAUUUUGACGAUUCAUUGGAUUUUGAAACGCUCCUGUGUUGUUUUUUUGAAGCUGCAAUGUUCCGUUUCCAUAACUGGGGUUAUGCUAACUUUUGUGCUUGUCACAAUCAGCGAUCCUUCAGAGCGGCUCUUUGCGAGCGUGAUGGCCAUCCUGGAAAUCCUCUUCCUCAUGGGUCUUUCCGCCCACAUCAGCAUCCUCCUCAUGGUCUACACCGAAAUGGUCCAAUUGCCCAAAUCAGCGGCUUCCAAGCAAACCGUGGUGGGCAUAAGCACUGGGGUGCCAGUGAUUGCCGUUUUCGGCAACCAUCUGGCCCACCAGACCAUGGACGUGCGCCUCAAAUCCUGGUGGCUGCUGGCUGGGAGCCUAGCCUUCAACAUUUUCCUGACCGUGGGCGUCGUAAUCGUGGGCCUGUUCGUCCUUUUGCACGUCACAGUUUUGUACAAAUUGAAAAAACUGACAACAGUCCACGAAAAAGAAGGAAAAAUUUUACAGAAGCGGAUUACGCUCCUGAAAAAAUCGGCGUAUGUGUUCUGUUCGCUGGUUUCGGCGACCGUCAGCAGUAUUUUUUACGUGAACUUUGUAAAUAUAGUUUGGUGGCAUUACGAGUUCAGUGUUGUGACAAUGUUGCUGGGUCUGGUCGUGGUCGUUUGUUACGUCGUCAAAUCGGAUGGUGAUUUUUUUUAUUUGUUGCAAGGACGAUUCAAAGCCAAACAAAAGGACGGCUUUUUCGGGGUGGAAGCUACAGGUAGUCCAUUAAAUUUUUUCACCAAAGAAGACGCGGAGGUGGAGAGCGAGAGCAUCCCCCACCACCGCAAAUCCGAGCCGUCAAAACCCAUCGAAUGCUUCCCCAUGUCCGACUCGUGCAAAUCCGGUCUUCCGGAAUGCGUUUCCGGUGCAAUGGAGUCAUACGCCCACAGCGACGCCAUCUACUGCGCCCAGACCUCCCUGGAGCGCUACAACCGGAGCCCCCAACUCCACCGCAAAACCGCCCCCUUCAAAAUCGAGGACGAGGUCAGAUGCCGCUCCCCCGACAUCAUCGCCACCAAAAUAUGCACCCAACUCGACCUAGUCGCCUCGCACGCCCCCAGCAUCGUCAUCACCCCCGAAGAGAGGCCGAUGAGGGAAAUCGAACGGGAGAUUGAUACAGUUUGCGAAAAAAUCGAACUGGAGAGUGGGAGUGGGGCUGGGGGAGAUAAUCUGGACGGGAUGCUGGACCGGAUUAGCCACGAUUUGGAUUAUCUGCUGAAUCGGAGCGAGGAGGGGCCGAGGAGGCACUCCAAGACUAAUAUUAUAACGGAGCAGAUCAUCGAAGAGGUGGAGGAGGAGGGCAAGGUUCCGGACGCAAUCACGGAUAUUUUGAGGACUAAUUGCUAGAAAAAUAGGCAAAUUCGGUUCGUUCAAGACCAAACCAAUCAAUAUCGCAUCAGAUUGUACCUGAAAUUCUGUUACAAUAAAUACGAAUUUAUCAAGCAUCGAAUUUGCUAUUUUCCUAAAGCAGGGGCGUGCGCCAAAUUCACAAAAACAGCGCGGUUUUUAAGAGUCACAUCAUAAACUUAUUCAAAAAAAAAUUAACACAAAAAAGGGUAGUGAAGGGGCUGUAGACACCCCUAAUCCGGCCCUGCGUUUUUUGCAAACACCCUUUUUGUCAGCCGUUUCAAAUUUUCUCCAAGUGCAUUUGUCUACAUUUUGUGUCCGCUUACAACAGAAAUUUAUUGCUACAAGCGGCAAAAGCAAAAAAACUAACCUUAGCGUCCACCUUAGCGGCGUCCGGCAUUUCCGCGAAUUCUGCACCUGUGUCUUGAUUAACUCGUCACAUUUUCGAAAGAAAUCCGAUUAUUUCACCCACUUUGGCACAAAACACGCGCGCAACGUUUUUACAAACCGUAAACGCAAAAACUAAAAGACGCGUCGCAUGACGUCAGAUGACGCCCUCUCAUUGGCUGGCUCGUCGACGAACCCGAUUGACGCUGAAGGCGGGCGAUUUGAAACUUACAACUCGCACUGAUUAUUCUUUGAUUUCAAUGUUUCGUUGAAAAAUGUAGCAAUUUUACGUAAAUUUGGACUUGAAAUUGCCCGCACGCCUCUGCUGCCUAGUCAAGACCCUGUGAUACGAAUAUUUACAAAUCAAGUAUUACAUAAGUGUGCCUUAUUGUCAUUUUCGUAGCCACUGUGUCCGUGUUUCCUGUAAAUACUUCAAUUUUUGUCGAAUAAAACCACAGAAACUUUUAGAUUGUUUUAUUAAGUAGCCUCGAAAAUACAAACUAAACAAACAUCCUAAUCUAGUCAUCAAUCAAUAUAUUAAAUUAAAUCGCAUUCUCGUAAUAAAUAACUACAAGCGAAAGAGAAAAUCGAAAAUAUCACAAUCACUGUUCCUCCGCCUCCUCCGUAUUGAUUAUUUCAAAAUCACUAUCACUACUGCUAUCCUUCCUCGCAGUUUUAUCGAAACUCAAAUUUCUCGAAAAAUGUUCCUCCUCUGACGAGUCGCCGUUGAAAUGACGCGACUCGAACCGGAUGCCCCUGUGCUCCGAAUCCGAAUCGCUCGAAGUGUCACCGGGGGAGCGCCCCCCUGGGAGCAGGUCCUCCUCGGCCAGACUCUCCUUGUCUUCGCCGUCCAAGUGCGACGGCAUCGAGGCCAAGCCGCUGAUUAGCGAAUUGGUAACUGAAUCUGCAAUCAAAAUGGGUCAAUGCUGUAGCGAUUUGAAAUUCAAAUUUCCCGCCACCAGUUCACGACCAUGAGGCUAUUCCACGUGAAUUUCUGAAUUGCAGCUUCGAUCCAAAACACCGAAAUUGCGCGGAAUUCGCGAAAUUUUAACACUUUUAGCCCCGAAUUGGGGUUAUGUUUUUGUUGUGAUGCCGCUGAUUAAUGACAACUGGCACGCGAAUAAGCCAACUGCGUAAAUAAAUUUUCUUUUCUUAUCAAUUAUCACUGUUUUUUUAUCAUUCAAAACGUGCGAAACCAUGAAAUCAUAAAACCAGAUGACUAAGAAUGUUUGUUUUUACUUUAUCGUGAAACAACGGAUGCAAAUAUUCGUAAUAGAAAAUCUGUGUUUUUGUUUACUUGUAAUUUUGUAAAUACGAUGCAAGUUUGAUAAAUUAGCCGAUUCUGCCACAUGCAGACGUAAACACACGCCAAGGCCGAACUCUCCAACUAUUUUUGAGCAAUAAAAAUAGAUUAUUUACCUGCUGUUUUAUCAGUCAACAAACUAUCAAGAUCGGGGUCCCUUUGGCCAAAAUCCUUGUCCGAAAUAAAGGGAAUUAGCUCGUCCUCAGCUAGAACACCUGAAAUUGCAAUUUCAGUGGCCAAAAGUUGAGAAAUUGGGGUCUCAAUACCUCUAUCAGAGCCCACAGUUUUGAUGAAUUGUUUGACUGAGUUAACGUACUCUGGGGGUAGUUUCGAGAGCCCCAAAGGCACGAAGAACACCCCAAGGAGCAUCAGGUAGCAAAUAACAUAACCCGAAAUGUUUUUCGCUAUGAAACUGAUCAUAAGAAAGACGAAAGACAUGGCGAUGCAAAACUGAAAAUUGAGGUUAAGUUUUGCAAAUUGAGCCUUUUUACCGACUGAAGAGGGGCUGUCUUUGCGUAAGGCUUUGAGUGAGAAGACGACGUCCAUGAGGUCGUUCUUGAGCUCGUCCAACGCCUCCAAAUGCGCCGACUGCACCUCCAGGGCGCCCCCAUUCUCAAAGUACGCGUCUCCAAUAAACGCAACCAAAGCCAGCAAAAACACAACCCCAAAGGUUCUCAAUUGUAAUUGAACCACGAGCC